Molecule: messenger RNA, 4642 nt
Organism: Chinchilla lanigera (long-tailed chinchilla)
Lineage: Eukaryota; Metazoa; Chordata; Mammalia; Rodentia; Chinchillidae
Gene: Brd1
Product: bromodomain containing 1
Exons: 12
Coding region: 31-3756 (1241 amino acids)
Biological process (GO): regulation of transcription by RNA polymerase II
Cellular component (GO): MOZ/MORF histone acetyltransferase complex
Molecular function (GO): protein binding
Source: RefSeq, a predicted model, not a curated record
UUUGGCUUCAUUUUAGGUAAUCAUUGCCAAAUGAGGAGGAAAGGACGAUGCCAUCGAGGCUCUGCAGCAAGGCACGCUUCCUCCCCAUGCAGUGUUAAACACUCCCCCACGCGAGAGACCCUGACCUACGCACAAGCUCAGAGGAUGGUCGAGAUAGAGAUCGAAGGGCGCUUGCAUCGGAUCAGUAUUUUUGAUCCCCUUGAGAUCAUAUUGGAAGAUGACCUCACUGCUCAGGAAAUGAGUGAAUGCAACAGCAAUAAAGAAAACAGCGAGAGGCCACCCGUUUGCUUAAGAACUAAGCGCCACAAAAACAACAGAGUGAAAAAGAAAAACGAAGCCCUGCCUAGCACUCAUGGCACACCUGCCUCAGCCAGCACCCUUCCUGAGCCCAAGGUGCGAAUCGUGGAGUACAGCCCCCCAUCAGCACCCAGGAGGCCCCCCAUGUAUUACAAAUUCAUUGAGAAGUCAGCGGAGGAGCUGGACAACGAGGUGGAGUAUGACAUGGAUGAGGAGGACUACGCCUGGCUGGAGAUCAUCAACGAAAAGCGGAAGGGCGACUGUGUCUCUGCAGUGUCGCAGAACAUGUUUGAGUUCCUGAUGGACCGAUUUGAGAAGGAGUCGUACUGUGAGAACCAGAAGCAGGGUGAGCAGCAGUCUCUGAUUGACGAGGACGCCGUGUGCUGUAUUUGCAUGGAUGGUGAGUGUCAGAACAGCAACGUGAUCCUCUUCUGUGACCUGUGCAACCUGGCCGUGCACCAGGAGUGCUACGGGGUGCCCUACAUCCCCGAGGGCCAGUGGCUGUGCCGCCACUGCUUGCAGUCCCGGGCCCGUCCUGCCGACUGUGUGCUAUGCCCCAACAAGGGCGGUGCCUUCAAAAAGACAGACGAUGACCGCUGGGGCCACGUGGUGUGUGCCCUAUGGAUCCCAGAGGUCGGCUUUGCCAACACCGUGUUCAUUGAGCCCAUUGAUGGUGUGAGGAACAUCCCUCCAGCUCGGUGGAAACUGACAUGUUACCUCUGUAAGCAGAAAGGCGUGGGCGCCUGCAUCCAGUGCCACAAAGCAAACUGCUACACAGCCUUCCACGUGACGUGUGCCCAGAAGGCUGGCCUAUACAUGAAGAUGGAGCCUGUGAAGGAACUGACGGGAGGCAGCACCACCUUCUCCGUCAGAAAGACCGCGUACUGUGACGUCCACACGCCUCCGGGCUGUACACGCAGGCCUCUGAACAUUUAUGGGGAUGUUGAAAUGAAAAAUGGUGUCUGUAGAAAAGAGAGUUCAGUCAAAACGGUCAGGUCCACGUCCAAGGUCAGGAAGAAAGCAAAAAAGGCUAAGAAAACGCUGGCUGAGCCUUGUGCGGUCCUGCCGACCGUCUGUGCUCCCUAUAUUCCCCCUCAUAGAUUAAAUAGGAUUGCGAAUCAGGUGGCCAUUCAGCGGAAGAAGCAGUUUGUGGAGCGAGCCCACAGCUACUGGUUACUCAAGAGGCUGUCUAGGAAUGGCGCGCCCCUGCUGCGGCGCCUGCAGUCUAGCCUGCAGUCCCAGAGGAGCACACAGCAGAGAGAAAAUGAUGAGGAGAUGAAAGCAGCCAAAGAGAAGCUGAAGUACUGGCAGCGGCUGCGGCACGACCUGGAGCGAGCCCGCCUGCUCAUCGAGCUGCUGCGCAAGCGGGAGAAGCUAAAGCGAGAGCAGGUGAAGGUGGAGCAGAUGGCCAUGGAGCUGCGGCUGACGCCUCUGACUGUGCUGCUGCGCUCAGUGCUCGAGCAGCUGCAGGACAAGGACCCUGCCAAGAUCUUCGCCCAGCCCGUGAGUCUCAAGGAGGUGCCAGAUUAUCUUGAUCACAUCACACAUCCCAUGGACUUUGCCACAAUGAGGAAGCGGCUAGAAGCUCAAGGGUAUAGAAACCUCCGUGCAUUUGAGGAGGAUUUUAAUCUCAUUGUAGAUAACUGCAUGAAGUACAAUGCCAAGGACACCGUGUUUUAUAGAGCCGCAGUGAGGCUGCGUGAUCAGGGCGGUGUUGUUCUGAGGCAGGCCCGGCGCCAGGUGGACAGCAUCGGCCUGGAAGAGGCCUCGGGAAUGCACCUGCCUGAGCGGCCUGCUGCGGCCCCUCGGAGGCCUUUCUCCUGGGAAGAUGUGGACAGGUUGCUGGACCCGGCCAACAGGGCCCACCUGGGUUUGGAGGAGCAGCUGAGGGAGCUGCUGGACAAGCUGGACCUCACCUGCUCCAUGAAGUCCAGUGGCUCGCGGAGCAAGCGGGCAAAGCUGCUCAAAAAGGAGAUCGCCCUCCUGCGCAACAAGCUGAGCCAGCAGCACAGCCAGCCCCCUGCCGCAGGGCCCAGUCCGGGAGGCUCGGAGGAGGACGCUGCCCCGCCGGGGCCGGACGCGGGUGAGGAAGGAGAUAAAUCUCCCCCUAAACUUGAACCAUCAGAUGCAUUACCUCUUCCUUCAAACUCGGAGACUAAUUCAGAACCACCAACCCUCAAACCAGUAGAACUCAACCCUGAGCAGAGUAAACUAUUCAAAAGAGUCACAUUUGAUAAUGCAUCACAUAGCCCAUGCACUCAGAGCGCACUGGUAAGCGGACACCCUCCAGAGCCCACCCUCGCCAGUAGUGGCGAUGUGCCGGCGGCUGCGGCGGCCUCCGCGGUGGCGGAGCCAUCAAGCGAUGUAAACAGACGCACUUCUGUUCUCUUCUGCAAAUCGAAAAGUGUAAGCCCCCCAAAGUCUGCCAAGAACACUGAAACCCAGCCAACUUCUCUUCAGCUAGGGACCAAAACCUUUUUGUCUGUAGUCCUUCCGAGGUUGGAGACUCUACUGCAGCCAAGGAAAAGGUCGCGGAGCACAUGUGGAGACUCCGAGGUGGAGGAGGAGUCCCCGGGAAAGCGCCUGGACACAGGUCUCACCAAUGGCUUUGGGAGCUCAAGGAGUGAGCAGGAGCCGGGCAGUGGCCCGGGGAGGAAAGCUGCCCCCCGGCGUCGCUGUGCGUCCGAGUCCAGCAUCUCUUCCAGCAGCAGCCCGCUGUGUGACUCAAGGUGGGCACCGCCUCGUCUCCGCCUGCGCAGCCUCCGAGUGCCCCCUGCGCUCAGCACCCGCCUGGCUGCUCUGGACCCAGGGGCCCCGGCUCCUGACCUAAGGGCCCUGAGAGAGCCUGGCCUGGGAUCCGAUUCGUGUGUCCACUCUGCCUGCUUCAGCACCCCCAAGUGUGGGCGCGGCAAGCCUGCCCUUGUGCGGAGGCACACACUGGAGGACCGCAGUGAGCUGAUAUCCUGCAUUGAGAAUGGCAACUAUGCCAAGGCAGCCCGGAUUGCAGCCGAGGUGGGGCAGAGCAGCAUGUGGAUCUCCACGGAUGCCGCCGCCUCAGUGCUCGAGCCCCUGAAGGUGGUGUGGGCCAAGUGCAGUGGCUACCCCUCCUACCCCGCACUGAUCAUCGACCCCAAGAUGCCACGAGUGCCCGGCCACCACAACGGUGUCACCAUCCCGGCACCGCCUCUGGACGUGCUGAAGGUGGGCGAGCACAUGCAGACCAAGUCUGAGGAGAAGCUCUUUCUUGUACUGUUCUUCGACAAUAAGAGGAGCUGGCAGUGGCUCCCUAAAUCCAAGAUGGCUCCCCUGGGCAUCGAUGAGACCAUAGACAAGCUGAAGAUGAUGGAGGGGCGGAACUCCAGCAUCCGCAAGGCCGUGCGCAUCGCUUUCGACCGAGCCAUGAACCAUCUGAGCCGCGUGCACGGGGAGCCAGCCAGUGACCUCAGUGACAUAGACUGAGGCGGCUCCGGUGGGAGGGACUUGUCCAUAGUGUUGAUACGCUGUACAUGUUUGUAUAUUGUUCAAAACUUAACUUAUUCUGAUUUAUAGUUGUAGUUCUUGAAUUCUUUUUUCCCCAGGGAGGGGGGAGGUUUUGUUUCCGAGUUUUCUACGAAGCCACCUGGCCUUGGCGCUUCGGGUGGGUGUGCGUCGGGCCUGCGGCGGGGGCUGCCCCUGCUGCCACACGCCUCCCCUUCUUUACCUGUAGCUUUUUUUUAAAAAGACUUUUGAAUGUUUAAUAAUUUUGUAAAUCAUACUCUUUACACAGAGUACCACUUAUUUAAUAAGACGGGAUGUAAAUUUACAGUGACAAAUGUGUAUUUUAAGAGAGAAAACGAGACAUUAUUUUGAAUGGUACUUUGUGCAGAGGAGGAGAAUCCCUUUAUGCUGUGUGCACCACUCGCAGACCACCAAAACACUCCGCCGGUGACUCACGGACGUGCCUCCAGCGGGUAUUUAUUGUAGAAAGUGUAUUCAUUUGCUUUAUAAAGAAGAGUAAAUUUGCAAAAGUAUAUUGAUAUGCAUUUUUAUACGGGCACAUAACAACUCGACUUGGUUUGGGAGCAGAAUGUGUGGUGUGGUUCCGUAAAUGACCCUGGCCUGUGUGUACUUUGAUUUUGUAACUUGUAAUCUUUUGUUUACAAUGCGGGGCUUUCUGUAACUUGUUUUAAUUUAGAACUUUGGUAGCAAUAGAACUUUGGAUACAUUUUUGUAUGGUACAUGUGAUGUAUAUAGAAUUAGUACUUUAUUUUUAUUUUUAAGAGGUAAAGCAUUAUGUUAGGGGGUGAAAGUAGGGUGGGUUUCCAAAUUUGCAUUUUUUAUAUUAAAAAUAAAGUCAAUAUUUGGA